AUGAACCCCAAUCUUCCGGGUGUCAAGGAGGUGCGCCGGAUACGCGGCCGUCUCAGCCUGGUCCUGGAGGACACGGAAUUUGGCAAGGUGUACGACCAGACCGUGAUCCUGCGCCUGGCGCAGUACCUGAAGCCUCACUGGAAGAUGACCCUGGUGAGCCUGGUGGCGAUGCUGCUGUACAUCGGCACGCAGAUAGCGGUGCCCGUGCUGGUGGGGGAGGCCAUCGACCGGUACUUGCGGGAUCCCGACCUCUCCGUGCCGGAGCGGGUGUCAGGGCUGCACGGGAUUGGCUUGAUGUUCGCCGGGGUAGUCGUCCUCAACCUGGUGGGGAACUUCAUCCACCUGCGCGGUCUGGCCAGGGUCAACAUGUCGGUGCUGUACAAGCUGCGCAGCGACAUGCACGCCCACCUCCAGCGACUCUCCACCCAAUUCUUCGACCACAACGAGGUGGGAAGGCUGAUGAGCCGCGUCCAGAACGACACCACGGCCCUCCAAGAGUUCAUGACCAUAUUUGUGGUGGGCUUCGCUGAGGUGCUGAGUCUGAUCUUGAUCGUUCUGGUAAUGAUGAACCGGAACAUGGACCUGGCCCUGCUCUGCUUUAUUGUCAUGCCCGUUUUCGUGGUCAUAAUGAUCUUCUGGCAGAUCCGCGCUCGGCGAGCCUUCAUGCGCAUUCGCUACGCCAUUUCCGGCGUGAACGCCAGCCUCCAGGAGAACAUAACCGGCGUGCGAGUCACCCAGAGCAUGAACAGGGAGAAGGUCAACCUGUCCCAGUUCGACGAGCUGAACGCCGAGCACCUGGACGCCAACCUCUACGCCAGCAAACUCACCGCCGGCCUGAUGCCAACCGUGGAGGUGCUCACAGCCGUCGCCUUCGGAAUCCUGAUAGUGGUCGGUGGCAGGAUGGAGCAGACCGGCUCCCUGGAGCUUGGUACGAUGGUGACCUUCGCCCUGCUGGUGCAGCGGUUCUUCGAGCCCAUCCGCGCCCUGGUUAUGCAGUACGCCAUGAUGCAGAGGGCCAUGACGGCGGGUAUGCGCAUAUUCGAGCUACUGGACGUGCAGCCGGACCUGGUGGACAAGCCGGACGCCCAGGCGCUUCCUCCCAUCCGGGGGAUGUGA
This is a messenger RNA of Geodia barretti, 1116 nucleotides long. The record is from the annotation of a GenBank genome assembly. Lineage: Eukaryota; Metazoa; Porifera; Demospongiae; Tetractinellida; Geodiidae.